CCGUUUAUAAAUGGCCUCCGCAUUCCCUGCCUGUGCGUGCUCCCUGUGAGCGCGCGGCACUGCGAUCCAGUGCCCGCUGUGUCCCUGGACACAGCAGAAACACAGAUCGCUGUACAGGACCUCUGUGCGAGGUCCCGAUCAUGUGAUCACUGAUUGGUCAAUCAGUGAUCACAUGAAUAGAGUGUAAGCAAGAUGUCACUUCUGACAUCAUUGCUUACUACGUGUGAAAUCUGUGAAUGAUCACAGAGGUCACAUGGUACAAGGC
This is a messenger RNA of Staurois parvus, 265 nucleotides long. NCBI's taxonomy places the organism in Eukaryota, Metazoa, Chordata, Amphibia, Anura, Ranidae. The record is from the annotation of a GenBank genome assembly.